Toxorhynchites rutilus septentrionalis is the source of this 1317-nucleotide messenger RNA. RefSeq lists its product as uncharacterized. The record is from RefSeq and is a predicted model, not a curated record. The coding region runs from base 591 to 935 and encodes 114 amino acids. The transcript has 4 exons. NCBI's taxonomy places the organism in Eukaryota, Metazoa, Arthropoda, Insecta, Diptera, Culicidae.
ACUGACAGAAAUUUGGUCCGUAUCUGACAGAAAUUUGGUCCGUAAAAGACCCCCUAUUGUCUGAUCUUAUCUUAGCUGAUAACAACAAUGAAGAGCGCAGAGAAACCGAUUCGCAGUUGUGGUACUUUGCGAACCACUAGUGGAGGUGGAGGUAUCGUGCUGGGAAUAACCGGCGAAGAUGGUGAUAACUCGGCUGAUAAACACCCGCAUGAUCUGGUGGACGAUUAAAUGUGAUAAGUGUCAGCAAUACAGUGUAAUCUCAUAGUGCAUCGGCAGUGCUCGGCCACGGUACUUGAACCGUGCGCAGCGAAAACUGGCAGUAGGAUCUGUACAAGCUGUAUCGGACGACGUCACCGAACUACGACGAGGUUAACAAACUGCGUGACUCACUCAACGAAAAUCUAAUCAACACCGAUCUGAGUAGCUACUCACCGGACUGUGUAGCCACGGCGCUAAAGAAGUUCUUAAGGGAGCUGCCCGAUCCGAUCAUUCUGAUUAUGUUUUACGACAAAUUCGUCGUAAGUCUCAAAAAUUAGCAGUGAUGUGUAGCAAUUUGAUUGCAUAUCCAGGAUCUGCCAAUUUACCACAACAUGACGCUAAGUAUGUAUAUUGUGAUCCAUCUGAUACGAAUAUGCCAAAUGCAGUACCAGCGGGAACUGAAAGAGGAACCGACAAUACUGAUACAAGUGUGGUGCCAUAUUCUAAUGCGUCUUCCUAGGGAGAAAAUUGUUCAAAUCGUGUAUAACACGGAAUACCAGUUGCGAAUAAUGGAACUAUUGCCCUAUAAGCUGGACUGUAACGAAAAACUACCAGAAUUUCUGUUUGCUCCUACGGUACCACCACGGAAAAUCUCCCGAAGCACGGUUGUGUUACAGCAGCAGCAGCAGCAACAACAACAAAUACUCGGUUCAUCCACUGUUUUACCAACAGACUAGGUUGCUUCAAAAAGCCUGCGAUCACAUUCCCGGCAUCUGUGAUACAAGCGCCCUUGAUUGGGGUGUACAAUAACGCCGGUAGAAAUAGUGGUAGAGGUAUGGAGGUAAAUAAAUAACAUGUUAUAUAUAAAAUUGCGCAGAAUUAAAUUGCUUACUAACUUAUCGCAAUCAAAUAAUCUUUUAUGAUUAUAACAUUGUAAUUUAUGGAAAGAACUAUGAUGAGUUUAUAAGAAAUUUAAUUCUGCGCAAUGUAAUAUAUAACAUGUUAUUUAUUUACCUCUUUCAGUAGUGAAAACUAUAAAAAUGUUGACAAUGGUUGAAUUAAAGAAGGAAAAUCGAGAGCACAAUCAAACACAAGUAGAAAAAUGCACGAUUCCUGCAU